AUGGCUUGUGAAGUGGUACAGGCACUGGAUGUGUUGUGGGGCUUCUUCCUGCAUACCAACGACAUCACCACUGCUACCUGGAACAGAGUAGUUGCAAGGAGGUGGUUCGUUCUAAUGGGAGACUGGGAGAAGUGA
This is a messenger RNA of Echinococcus granulosus, 135 nucleotides long. RefSeq lists its product as hypothetical. The coding region runs from base 1 to 135 and encodes 44 amino acids. The record is from RefSeq and is a predicted model, not a curated record. Lineage: Eukaryota; Metazoa; Platyhelminthes; Cestoda; Cyclophyllidea; Taeniidae. The transcript has a single exon.